ACGUGUGGCACUUCGGGCGCGACGCCGCAAUGGAGAUGAGGAUUGCGUUGGCUUCGCUGCAGCUGCUGACGGCGCUGGCAGUGCUGACCCAGGACGCCGCUGCGGCCUCCACCGCCGCCGAGACGACCUUGCUCCGCUGGAGGCGCCAGGCCAUCCACUGCCAGCCGGGAGACGCGGCCUGCGCGCACUGCUCGGCUUCCUGUGACGCCGUGGAGGCGUCCCGGCUGCCCGAGUGCUGCGAGGCCUACGGCGCCUGCUGCGACCAGUACUUCAAGGCGUGCAAGCAAUGCUCGAACAUCGUAAACGAAGACAAGUUUUUCCCCGAGUACUGCUGCGCUUCCUUCACCGACUGCUGCGACCUCAUAACCACUUUCACCACGGAGGUCAAGGCCCCGACGACGCGCAAAGGCAAGGGCAAGGGAAAGGCGGACCUGCCCGUGCCCAUCACCCCGGCUCCCAAGCCCGAGGUCUUCCCAGGGGUCAGUGAGUACCCAGGCGAGGAAGCCCGGCCCUCCGCCCCCGAGGUUCCACCUGCUCCUGCAGCGCCUGUUGCCCCCGUCGCUCCUAUCGCCCCAGGGGAUCCUGCUGGCCCAGAGGCCCCUGCGGCCCCCAGCGCGCCAUUCCGCGCCGACUCAGCGCCCGCGUCUCCUGCGAGAGAGCAGCCGAAGCGGGGCCGAGGUGCUGACAGCAGGAGGGGCGGCGCAGGCGGCGUAGGCAGCGCAGGCGGUCGCGGCGCCGCCCGGGGGAGGCAGCCGCAGCGCAGCCAAGCGCAGGGACCGUCGGCCGACAGCAAGACGAGCGGCGCGUCUUCCAGGGGCCGCGUGCUGUAACGGCCGUCCUUCUGGCUCCUACUUUCGCCUUUGCUUUCUAUCCUUCAUUUUAUUCUUAAUCCUUUACUUUAUCCUACAUUUUACAUUUCCCUACUUACUGUUGCUUUUGCAUUCUCUUGACUAUAAACUACCCCUUCUUCCUUCUCCUGUAUUUCAAAUCGCUGCGAUUUUCGCCAUUUUCAAUCCCUCUUUUCUCUGUCUCUAAAUCUUCAUAAUUCAUCAUCUC
Messenger RNA from Penaeus vannamei (Pacific white shrimp), 1056 nucleotides. Lineage: Eukaryota; Metazoa; Arthropoda; Malacostraca; Decapoda; Penaeidae. The record is from RefSeq and is a predicted model, not a curated record.